UCCUGUCUGCUCUUUCUGCAAACCACAGGGCAAAGCAGGAUGCAGGGCUUGGAAAAAAUGACCUAGUGUGCGUUUGCAUCCUAAUGAACUCACCUGCAGCUGAGAGCUUUUGCAGAAGAGCACCUAUGUUCAGCGCAGAGGACCGUGAACUGCCAGGAGCCCAGCUGGCUUGGGGGGUGCCUGGGCUCAGCUCCUGUGGCACCGCACUGGUCUUGCUUGGGUUGUGUUCCCACAGCAGGGCUGGAGCAGCUUUUCUCUAGAAAACCUUGGUCCUUAUUCAAAGAGGGCAUGGUUUCACCACAGUCUUUUCGCUGAAUCCACUGGGUGCAGAGUGGAUCUGGAUCAGUGGUGAUUGCCCAAGUGCAGGUCUGGCUAAUUUGGCAGUGUACAUGAUCUGGAGUUUACGCAAACUUUCUGCUUUGAGGCUGUCUUUAUGACUGAUGAUAGCAGAUUGCUUGAUCCUGUCUGCUGGAAGAAAUUCAAUCUGUUCAAAGUUACAAAAACAUGAGUAGAUGUAUGGAGUUUGUGCUAGGUCAGUGCCUUGUGUUAGGUGGCCGCAGCGUUUUUGGUCAGGUACCAGGCAUGUGCAGUCCGGAUUUAUCAUUGCCUUUGUGUUACAGCCCUCUCUGCUGAACCGGGGUUUGCAGGGUGUAAACCACUGUGCAGAGUGAGGUCCUCUCUGGCAGCGUGACCAAAUGCUAGUCCAAAAUGCUGUGACAAGGACACAGUAGUCACGGUGCCUGCGAUGUCGCAGCCUGGGGUAUCCAGACUCAGGUCUAGGCUGAGGUUAAAACAGGCUCCCAAACUCAUUCCUGGCUGUGAAUAAAUGCCCAGUAACUAGUUUGGGGGGACCAUAGUCUGCUGAAUUUGGGGGCAGCUGCCUGCCUAGGGCACCCCUCUAACCCCAGUGGGCUCUGGGGUCAGCAGACGUUGCUGUGGCAUGACAAACAGCCUGGCUAAGGGAGCACAGCCCUGCCUCACCACCCACGAGAGCUGUCUCGCGUCCAGUUUCGCUACGGGGUAGAGCUCUCAGAAAUAUUAAGGUGCUGGAAAACAGGCUCCCUCCCUUACUUAUUUUGACACAGCUCUUUGACAGGUUCCCGCAGAGGAUCUGGGACCUUGUGUCCAGGCUGUGCUAGGGGCUGUACAGACACAGAUCUCCAGCUCGUCGGUUUGCCAUCAAUUUUACCUGUAUCAUAUGGCUGAGGAAACUGAGGCACAGGGCGGUGACGUGAUUUGCCUGGGAACAUGCAGUUCUCGGUCCGCACGCGGCAUUUCUUCAGCUCAGCCCCAGUUAGCUGUGACCAGCGUGGAUGUUGUGGGCUCUCCUCCUGAGUGGCUAAAGAGGUCCGGAGCAGCCACCCUCCGGAUUUGGCUCUCCCCGGCCCACUGAGAUCUGGAAAGGGUCAGCCUUUUUAAAGCCUCUUGUUUUGUCCUUUUCUUUCCACCGCUGCUCUCUUUUCUCCUCCCCACAAAGAUAAUCCCAGGCAGAGAGGGCCCCUGGGGCCAGCCAUCCCCUUCCUUUAUGUCUUGCUAAGACGUGAGGGUGGGCUGUGGUGGUGCCUCCCUGAAAUAAUGCUCAGUGUUUCCUUGUGUCCUGAAGAUUUUGUAAGGCCAAAAAAAAAAAAAAAAAAAAAAAGGCAGAAAGCUGCAGUCAUGGAUGUGGAGAGGUGAAGUUCUGCCCCUGAGCUUUGGGGUGCAGAAAGAGCGAGCAGGGAUGGAUGGAGGGAUGAGAGAAGGGAAGGAGAAGUCGCCACCCCGCGGCGAGACCUCCGCAGGGCUGCAGCGGCCGCGGGUCUCCCGGAGCUGGGCCGGCAGGAUGCGGAGCCGGCGGCUCGGCUGGUGUCGCAGCCCAUGGGGUGCAGAUGCUCUGGGGAUGGUAGAAGAUAAAGCCUAGGAUAGGUGCAAUGAGAAAUUCAGGCUCCCUGUGGCGUAUGGCGUAAUACAGCAACCCAUAACUCACGCCUUGCCUCAAAAGAUCCUUGUGAAAUCAGUCACAUCCUGCUCCGGGGACACCAAGACCUGUGCUAGGCAAGUGGCAAAGCCAGGGAACAAGCCCAGGCCAGCACGAAACUCUGCCUUCCCCCAUUCAGCUAGAGGCAAAGACUGACUUGUGCAAGGAGUUUUGGUGUCUCAGGCUAUUGCCAGCCCCAGGUUUCACAAUGCAACAACCCACCAAAACUGACCCUCAAGUUUACAACUAUUGAGGGACAGCUAAAAAUAUCCAAAAAUUCCUCCCCAAAUGUUGGAUUCUGUCAAAGGUUCAUUCCUCCACGUAAAACCACAUGCCAAAGCCAUGAUAAAGGAACCCACAUUCCUCCAAGUCCAAGCCUGGCCAGUGUUGCUAAGAUGCACCAGCUCUUACAUUGAGGAGCAAUUAAGGAAGCAACACAGCAAUUAUCACUGUGUCUCUUCUUAGUGGUCAUACCUAUAUGACCAGGCAGGUGUAUAACCUCGGGGAGGAGGGGAAAUAAGCAUCCAGCAUGGGCUCUGCAGCAAGGUGCUUCCCGUGCUGGACUGGCCCAUCUCAGCUGGGCACAAAUAUUGCACCUCAGCCCCAUCUGCCAUCAUCUGGCUGUCAUGACUCUGUGAGGCUGCUCUCCAGUCAUUGCAAGGCAGCUUUUCAAGGGCAGAUUUUUCCAAAAACUGUGCCUUUGUCACUGGGUUUUCCUGAGGGCUCGGUCCCAAGGAGAGCUGGGGGUUUGCACAGUUCAUACAUUGAGGGUUUAAACCCUGGGAGCUCUGGCAAGCGGUCUGGAAAAGGGAAGGAGAACAUUUCCUGGGAAAUUCCAGCCUGGUGGGUCCUGCUGCAAUAGCCUUGCAAACUCUGGGUUGGGAAAUGAAUGCGAGAGGAAGGAAGGAGUCUUUCCAUCAGGGAACGACAGUUGGCAGAGCUGCCUGGAGCUGCCGGAGCAGGAGAGCUGGUUGCAAUGACACACAGCUGCUGCCUGGAGAUCCACCCUCGGGGCCUCCCCGGAGCCCUAAUAGGCUCAGUGGGAAGCACAGCCCUGGGGAUUUGGUGCUGUUUAGGAGACAGGGCCCUCCCCUUGCGCAGGUGAGAGGAAGGAAGGGGCAGGUAAAGAGGAGGAGCUAAGGGCAAGGCAUUACUGCUGGCAGAAGGCAGUUCCUGGGACUUUUGGACUGGGUUUGCUCCUGAGUUGUGGAGGUGCUGAGGGUAAGCAGCUGCCCAGUCUCAAACAAUGAACUAUGUGGGGCAGCUUGCUGAGACCGUCUUCAUCACUGUGAAGGAGCUGUACAGGGGUUUGAACCCCGCUACUCUGACAGGCUGCAUCGAUGUCAUCGUGGUGAGACAGCCUGAUAACUCCUUCCAGUGCUCACCUUUUCAUGUGCGCUUCGGGAAGCUGGGUGUGCUGCGCUCGAAGGAGAAGGUGGUUGACAUUGAAAUCAAUGGGGAGCCUGUGGACCUGCACAUGAAGCUGGGUGAUAACGGAGAGGCCUUCUUUGUCCAGGAGUCAGAGGAGAAUGAGGGAAGCAUUCCCUCCCGUCUCUGCACGUCCCCCAUCCCUGUGGAGGAGAGCCCAGAGGACAUAGCUCAGUCCUCUCAGGGACAGGAGGCCUCGAGCUCCGAAGUGAUCCUGCGUAAGAGGAGGCGACGCAAGAAGAAGCCCAAGCGGAAGGAGGUGGCAGAGUCCAAUUUAGAAGGCUGCAAGGACUCUGAAAGUGAAAUGUCUCUGGAAGAGAAAUAUAGGCUGCCAACCCCCAGUGAUUCAGUGUAUUUCUCCUUCACCGAUCUCCCCAAAGAAGAAGCGGGGUCCUUGCAGUCUCAAGAGAUCUACCCUUAUUCUGAUGGGGAGCUGGCCUCUGUGGACAGCCUCACCCUGAGCCAUCCAUCUUCUCCCAAAAGUGACUCUGAGCUGGAGAUCAGACCCCAGGAGAGUUUUGCUGUAGGGGCUGAAUCCUGUAUGCAGUGGGCCUGGGGAAGGCUCCCUCAGGUGAACAAAUCGGAGCGAGUUGAAUCAGCCAAGUCCACAAAGACCACUGCUGCUGCAGCAACUGUUGUGUCAGCAACGCCAGCCCCAGUGGAUGGAACAACCCACCUUGUUGCCAUCUCUGAAGGUUUGGGAGGUGGUCCAAGCCCAGUGGCACUGCAGGAUGCACCUUGUUCUUCUGCUGUGUCUGUUGUUGAGCCAACACCCCAGAAAGGGAACAGCCCCCCCAAACUGAAGGACAUUCUCAGCACUGUGGGGGCUGAGAGCUUGUCAGAGCCUUCCUCAGCAUUGCAAGAGGAGCAGGUAGCAGAGAAACAGGAGAGAGGAGAGAGCGUUGUGCCAGAGGUUCAGCCGGACUCAAAGCCCUUGGCUGCUGACAGAGCUGCUGGCCUGAGGCAAGCAGGCUUGGAGAGCUCAGAGUCCUACCUGGAAAGCCAGAAGAGACAAGGAUCCACCAAAAGAAGUCCUCACCUGGGUCCCAGUGAUGUUUACCUGGAAGACCUCCUUAGACUGGAUGAGGAGCAGGUGGCUCUCUAUUUCCCCAGGAGUGACACAGAGCAAAGUCCAAAGCCUGUGGCUGACCCCAGCAGCCCUCUGUGUGUCCAGCUGCCAUCUGACUUGCCUGCUGAGAGCCCCAUGGACUCUGACUCAGAUUCGAUGCCCGCAAUCGCACUGUCACUGUGCGGAGGCCUUGGGGGCAGCAGGCAGAUUUCUCAUGAGAAGUUCAUGGAGCGCAUCAUCUCCUACCAGGAGUUUGCUGAGAAUCCAGGAAUCGUCGAUGAUCCAAACCUGGUGAUACUGCUCAACAAGAAGUAUUACAACUGGGCAGUGGCUGCUCCCAUGGUCCUCUCCCUGCAGGCCUUCCAGAGGAACAUUCCCGAGAGCACCAUUGACCUACUAGUGAAGGAGAAGAUGCCAAAGAGAGGCAGCAGAUGGUGGUUCUCCUGGAGGAGGCAAGAAUUCCCUACGGAGGAGCCACAACGGAGGACAGGGAAGGCUGAUGCAGGAACACUGCAGCCAGACUCCCUUCAGCAGAGGCAGGAGGAGGAGGUAUCGUCCAGUGAUGACGAGCUCCUGGAUUCUGGGGACUCUUUAACGAAGGAUGGCUCGGCACAGAAAUCUCUGCCAACCUACAAGAAGUCUCUGCGGCUUUCCUCUGAACAAAUUGAGAGGUUGAAUCUGCAGGAUGGCCCCAAUGAGGUGGCAUUCAGCGUGACGACUCAGUACCAGGGCACAUGCCGCUGUGAGGCCACCAUCUACCUGUGGAACUGGGACGACAAGGUGGUGAUCUCGGACAUUGAUGGCACCAUCACCAAGUCAGAUGCUCUAGGGCACAUCUUGCCACAUCUGGGAAAAGACUGGACUCAUCAUGGGAUUGCUAAGCUCUUCCACAAAAUCCACCUCAACGGCUACAAGUUCCUCUAUUGCUCAGCAAGAGCGAUUGGCAUGGCACACAUCACCAAAGGCUACCUGAAAUGGGUCAAUGAGCAAGGCUGUGCCCUCCCCAGGGGCCCCAUCCUGCUUGCCCCCAGCAGCCUCUUCUCUGCCUUCCACAGGGAGGUGAUUGAGAAGAAGCCAGAGGUGUUCAAGAUCGCCUGCUUGAUGGACAUCCGAAACCUGUUUGCUGCAAAGCAGCCUUUCUUUGCAGCCUUUGGGAACAGACUCAAUGAUGUGUAUGCUUACAAGCAAGUAGGACUGCCAGAGUCUCGCAUAUUCACUGUCAACCCCAAGGGAGAGCUGAUCCAGGAGCUCACUAAGAACCACAAGUCAACGUAUGAGCGGCUGUCGGAGCUGGUGGAGCUGAUCUUCCCUCCCCUAGGGCAGACUGGGAAUGUUGCUCUGGUGUGUCCAGAGUAUAGCCACUUCACCUACUGGAGACCUCCACUGCCUGUCAUUGACUUGGAAGACUUCUGACCCUGCUGCCCAUGGAGACCAGGCUGAGGACUCUGCUGUGAGGAUGAGCUGCGAGGACUGGAUGCAACAGAGGCAUCUCCUCCCGCUGUGUACUGCUCGGGCAUAUUGCACUUCUCAUAUGGGUCAUAUUCUGCACUAGAAAUACUCCUUCUCAAGGGACAAAAUGGGGGUAGAGGAGCUCUGACUUUAGAAAAAAUCACUUACUAAAUUGAAACUUCCUAUCAGCCAGGUGUUUUCUUAAGGUUCUUAAUAUGUUUAAAGCAUGGCUGUUUUUUAAAGGUGAUGGAUCACUGUUUUAUUUAUUGAUAAGCCUCUGGCAUAGCUAUUGCUACCUCUGGUUCGACUGGUUGUUCCCAGAUGGUCCAGCUACCUGCAGUUUGGUAACUGAUAGGUUCAAGCUGUCAUGUGACUUAACUCAUAAAGAUGGCUGGAAAUGGUCAAGGUUUGAGUGUUCUUCACUAAUAGCAUUAAUAAACGGUGCCUUAUUCUA
This is a messenger RNA of Dromaius novaehollandiae (emu), 6354 nucleotides long. It is a transcript of the gene LPIN3, whose product is annotated as lipin 3. Gene Ontology annotation, biological process: fatty acid catabolic process; cellular response to insulin stimulus; triglyceride biosynthetic process. Bases 3201 to 5864 code for a protein of 887 amino acids. Gene Ontology annotation, cellular component: nucleus. The record is from RefSeq and is a predicted model, not a curated record. Gene Ontology annotation, molecular function: phosphatidate phosphatase activity; transcription coactivator activity. Lineage: Eukaryota; Metazoa; Chordata; Aves; Casuariiformes; Dromaiidae. The transcript is spliced from 20 exons.